CUCCUUUUCUUUCCCACUUGAUCUCCAUGGAUUUCCUAAGUGCGAUAAGUAACAAAAGUUUCAUGGUUGUCACAUAUCUAAUCCUAGGAAUUUUCAUAUCCUGCAGCCACACCAUAACAGGUGCAGGAGCCAUAGGCGUAUGCAAUGGAGGAAUUGCCGAUAAUUUGCCCAGUGAACAAGAAGUUGUAGAUCUCUAUACAUCAAAUGGAAUCGGGAAAAUGAGAAUCUAUGAUCCGAAUCAAGCAACUCUCCAGGCCCUUAGAGGAACAAACAUAGAACUAAUCCUUGGUGUCCCAAAUGGUGACCUUCAAUCCGUUGCCACUGCCUCAGCUGCAAAUGAUUGGGUCCAAAAAAAUGUAGUAGCCUUCUCACCAGACGUUAGAUUCCGCUAUAUUGCUGUUGGAAAUGAAGUAAAGCCAACUGAUGCAGCAGCUCAAUUUGUUCUCCCUGCAAUGAUGAACAUUUACAAUGCUUUGGUGUCAGCAAAAUUAGAUGGUCAGAUGAAGGUUUCUACAUCAGUGGAUACAACUUUGUUAGGAAAUUCCUAUCCUCCCUCAGCAGGCUCUUUUAGUGCUAGUGCAAGUUCUUACAUAACACCAAUCAUCAACUUCCUGGCAAGCACUGGGGCACCACUUCUUGCCAAUAUCUACACUUACUUUGCUUACAUUAGUGACCCAAAAACCAUCGAUCCUAGCUAUGCCUUGUUCACAGCUCAGGGAACUGUGGUACAAGAUGGCGCACUCGGGUAUCAAAAUCUUUUUGAUGCAACGUUGGAUGCGUUUUAUUCUGCUGUAGAGGCGGCAGAGGGUGCCAAUGUGGAGAUUGUCGUGUCAGAGAGUGGUUGGCCAUCUGCUGGAGAGACCGCGGCAACAGUUGACAAUGCAAGCACUUAUUAUAAGAAUUUGGUCGAUCAUGUUAACAAGGGAACUCCCAAGCGGCCUGGAAAACCUAUAGAAACUUAUCUGUUUGCCAUGUUUGAUGAAAAUCAGAAGGGUCCUGCUGAAACUGAGCGCCAUUUCGGCCUCUUCUCCCCUAAUAAACAGCCAAAAUAUAAAAUCAGUUUCAGUGCACCAUCCAUAGGCGUAUGUAAUGGAAGAAUUGCCGAUGAUUUGCCCUCUGAACAAGAUGUUGUGAAUUUCUACAAAAUCAAUGGCAUUGGAGCAAUGAGAAUCUAUGAUCCAAAUCAGUUCACUCUCCAAGCCCUCAAAGGAACAAACAUACAACUAAUCCUCGGUAUCCCGAAUGCUGCUCUUCAGUCCCUUACCGAUCCUUCAGCUGCAAGUGAUUUUGUUAAAAGAAAUAUAGUAUCCUUCUCGCCUGCAGUCAAAUUUCGCUACAUUUCUGUCGGAAACGAAGUAAAGCCAACUGAUCCGGAAGCACAAUUUGUUCUGCCUGCAAUGCGGAACAUUUACAAUGCUUUGGUAUCAGCAAAUUUAAAAGGACAAAUCAAGGUUUCUACAUCAGUUGAACCAACUUUGUUGGGCAAUUCUUACCCUCCCUCGGCAGGGCUGUUCAGUGAAGCUGCACGUCCUUACAUAAUACCAAUCAUCAAAUUCUUAGCAAGCAAUGGGUCACCUCUACUUGCCAAUAUCUAUACCUACUUCAGCUACAUCGGUGACACGAAGAACAUCGAUCUUGGCUUUGCGUUGUUUACAUCUCCGGGAGUUGUAGUGCAAGAUGGACCAUCCGGGUAUCAGAAUCUGUUUGAUGCAACAUUGGAUUCUUUGUAUUCUGCUCUUGAGAAAAUAGGAGCUGCCAAUUUGGAAAUCGUAGUCUCAGAGAGUGGUUGGCCAUCUGCUGGAGGCACCGCAGCAACAGUUGAAAAUGCAAGCACUUACUACAAGAAUUUGAUCAAACAUGUUAAGAAUGGAACCCCAAAGAGGCCUGGAAAACCUAUAGAAACUUAUUUGUUUGCAAUGUUUGAUGAGAAUCGAAAGGGUCCUGCUGAAACUGAGCGCCAUUUCGGCCUCUUCUCCCCUAAUAAGCAGCCCAAGUAUCCAAUCAAAUUCGUUUAG
This is a messenger RNA of Theobroma cacao (cacao), 2015 nucleotides long. RefSeq names its product glucan endo-1,3-beta-glucosidase-like. NCBI's taxonomy places the organism in Eukaryota, Viridiplantae, Streptophyta, Magnoliopsida, Malvales, Malvaceae. Gene Ontology annotation, molecular function: hydrolase activity, hydrolyzing O-glycosyl compounds. Gene Ontology annotation, biological process: carbohydrate metabolic process. The record is from RefSeq and is a predicted model, not a curated record.